UGUCUGUAACAAUACAAACAACAAAGAAGAUUCAGGAAAUGUUUUUUGACAAAUGGAUUCUUUACUAGGCAUAUUAACCCAGAACUCUGAAUAAAUAAAUCUUUUAAACUACAAUAUAGAGCCAUAUUUCCCGCACCAUUCAGCAGCAGUGCAAAGGUUUGGGGGAGUCAGGAGUAACAAAGGAGCUGAGAGAGAAUUAAUUGCUGGGAAGGAGCCUGGGUGUGAACUUGUAGGGCUGUUGGGUAUGGGUGGGAAAAGUAUGGAAGAUUUGGUGGUGGGGCUGGGAGGGAUUGUUAGGGAGCUUCCCCCAUGCAGAUCCUGGCUGACCCCUAUCCUCUCCUAUUAAGUCAGGCACAUCUGUCCCUGCACACCCAUGUGUCCUUGCACCACCUGUCCAUGUGUCCUUCCAGCCCCUCUCAGACACCAACUCCCCCCCAUCCCCAUGUGUCCCUGAACCCCCUCCCCCCGUGUGGCCCUGCACCUCCACUCCCACUCAGCCCCUGCCCCAGGCUGUCCUCCCACACUAGCCCUUAUGAGCCCCUGUUUAGACACCCUCCCCCGGUAGGCCGAUGCUGUUUGUCUCCCUAUAUUCUGCAGUAUCUUGACCUGGCCUGACAGGCAUUGUGAAGAAGGCAGGCUCUUUCUCUUCCCUAGCUGGUUGGGAGCUGAUGCUCUGUUCUGGUGCCAUAGAACCUUCUGGUGGGUAAAAAGCAGAACUGCAGCAACUUUCCGGCAGAAGCUUUUUUCUGUGCAAAAAAUUAAAAAUAUGGGUGGCUCAUUAAUUACGCAUGUACAGUGGCACAGAAUUCCCCCAGGAGUAAGAUAUGAGACAAGAAUUAAAAAUGGGAGAGUCAAAAUAGCCAAUCAGAAAUGUGGCAGGGCAUUUAACAUAAAUCACAAAUUCCGUAACUUAGUUCCUGAAUUAGAAUUUUUGCAGUAAAUCACUUGUGGUAAUGGAAGUGAGGAAAUAGCAAGUAGAUGUUUGGACAAUGGUAAAAAUGGGUCUAUAGGGAUGCUGCUUCUAUUGAAGUCAAUGGUAAAAUACCCUUGACUUCAGUGGGAGUGAGAUCAGGCUUAUAGUAAGGAAUAGUUGAGAGGUGUAGGCCUGUGUAGUAGAAAAUUGAAUAUAUGGCUUUAAAAUAAUUUUGUUUGUGUAUGUUAAAGGACUUGAUUCAACGCUUUAGAAAUGAAGGGGGAAUCUCACUUACUGGAAAUUAAAGUGCUAAUUCAAGAGCUGGUGAAAAAAGACACCUCAUCAAAUGUACCUGAGAUCAUUGACAAACUGUUCAAUGAGAUAGAAUGUGUGGAUAACGAGGCUGGGAAUGAGAUUCAGGAGGUUCAGAUUGAAGAAAGUGCAAUAAGCUUAUGGAAUUGGGCUGUGAACCGAGUAGAUGCAGUCAUCAAUGAUGAGCAAAAGCUAAAGGUAGGUAUGUUGCGCCAUGUUUCUUGCAGGCUAGUGUGCUUGUGUGAAGGCAGCGAUCCUCCAGAGGAGAUGGUGCGAAGGCAGAUUUUGAUGACCAUGAAGACUGGAAAAGGGUGGGUGGAUGUUGGAAAAGCCGCCCUUGCUGAUGGAUUUCUUGUGAUUGCCAUAAAUAGUCUAGAAAAACUAUAUGCCCAAUUAAUGAAGAGGAGCAGUGGUGAGGCAGAUAUUCAGGUGCACAAAGCUGAUGUAGAGAAGGACCUGUUCAAAGUACUGUCUUAUCAGGCUGAAUCAGCAGUUGUUCAAGGGUAUUUUCAGAAAGCAGUGACAUGUUUGCAACGCUGCAAAGAUAUGUUGACAAGGCUGCCAAAACAGACCUGUUAUCUAUCAAUCCUCUGCUAUAACUUUGGAGUGGAAACCUAUGAACAGAAGGGGUAUGACCAGAGCUCCUUCUGGCUCAGCCAGAGCUAUGAGAUUGGGAAAAUGGAUAAGAAGUAUUCUCCUGGGAAAGAAAUGCAGGCUAAAGUGCUGCGGUUAUUAGCCACUGUCUAUUUGGAGUGGGAUUGCGAACAGUAUCAAGACAAGGCUCUCAGGGCUAUAAGCCUGGCUAACGAGGAGAAUAUGCAUCCAGCUGGGUUUUUCUUGAAAAUUAAAAUCCUUCUGAAAAGUGGAGCAUCUGAUGAAGGCGUCAGGACAGGUAUCACAGCUCCGUAUCUGCUGCUGAACUUCCUGCAUCAUGAAGUGUCACUAGAUUUCUGUUUGAACACUGCUAAGCUGCUUCUGGAAUAUGAGAGGGAAUUGGUUGGUUUUGAUUUUCUGAAGUCCAUCUCUGGGCGGUUUGCGUCUUCACCUGACCUCGGAAAAAUCAUCUUACUCCACAUCGAGUUUCUGUUACAGAGGAUGAAGGAGCCUCUAGCCAAGCAAAUUCAAGAUAUCAUUACAGGUCACUAUACAGGAAAACAGCUGUCACCUGAAAUACUGAACCGGCUGCACAUCAUUCUGUGGGACAGAGCUGCCAAGAGCUAUGAGGCAAAAAACUACUCUGAAGCCCUUCAGUGGUAUAACUAUUCUCUCAGCUUCUAUUCAUCUGGGCAGAUAGAUCAGAACUUGGCUAAGUUGCAGAGGAAUAUGGCUUCCUGCUACUUUCAUCUGAAACAACUUGAAAAAUUUUCCAGAUCUGGUACGUGCCUGAAGGUGAAACUUGGAGUAAAAAACAUUCAACUGUUUGCAAAAGAGGCAGUGAAGGAAGCAGAGAGGUGUGAUCCCAGCAGCAUCUUCACUCAGUUUAGUGUGUAUAAGGUUGCGGUCUUGGAGGGUAACACUGAAAAAGCUGUGGAGGCAGUUGUUGUAAUGGGGAAGUUAGCAGCAAAACCAACUCAACAUGAAGAUAAGCUACUAGCAGAUGGAAGUGCAGCCACCAGCCUUCUGAGUUUAGCUGCCCAGAUUGCUUUAGAGACUGAACAACAGGCUGUGGCUAUCAAAGCUUUGGAGUAUUUAUCUCAGCACUCACAAGAUUGCCAACAAGUGUUCACAGCUUUAAAGUGUUUGGUUCGCCUUGUGUUGUCAAAAGUCAUGGCAGAACCCAAAGAGACCAGGACUAAAGAUAUGGACAUGCUUGUGACUUACUUGAACUCAGCACAUCAGAGACUUGCUGAGUCUUUCACAGAAGGGAGUAUGACACUGGAUAUGAGGACCCAUGAGGCUCACUGGUUUAGAAAAAUAGCUUGGAACUUGGCUGUACAGUUCGAGAACUGCCCAGGAACAAUGAGGGAUUUCUUUGUACUGUCGUUCAAGUUCUCCCAGUUUUGUCCAUCUGAUAUAGCUGUUCUGAUUGCCCAGAAGACAUGCUUGCUGUUGGCUGCAGCAGUUGAUCUGGAAAUGGGGCGAUGCAGUUUAACACUCACUGAACAGAUUGAGCUUCUGUCUCAGGCCCUUCAUCACAUCCAGGCAUGCAGGGAAAUCUGGAAUAUUCUGAAGCUAACAGGAGAUUUCUCCAAAGACCCAACAGACACAUUGCUGCUGGUUUAUGAAUUUGAAGCAAGAGCCAAACUCAAUGAUCCAAAACUGGACAGCCUGCUGGAACUGGUGUGGGAACUGCCACAAACAGAGACUAAGAUUCUAGAAACCAUUGCUUCAUUAGCGAUGGAGUCUCCUGCUUAUUAUCCCUCUGUGUGUAAGAGGGCCCUCAAGAGCGCUCUGACCCUUCAUAGGAAACAGAAAGCCAUUGAUGCUGUGAGAGUCAGCAAAUGUCUGCACAGCUUGGUUCACCUUUCUCUGCCAACUGGAGUGAUAGACACAGAUGCUUGUGUACUGGAGGAGGUGUGGGGCUACUUUGAAGAUGCUCUGAGCAUUGUAGGCACCACAGAUGAUUACCCAGAGGUGGAGACCCUUUGGCUGAUGACCAGAGCCUGGAAUACAGGAAUAUUUCAGUACAGUGAUGGUAAAUACAAGGAGGCUGAGCACUGGUGUGGGCUGGGUAUGCGCUUUCUGAAUCACCUGAGAUCCCUGAAGAGCAACUAUGAAAGCCAGAUGAUUGGUCUUUAUAGCGAGGUGCUGGAUAAGUUGGACAGAGCAAAAGCGUUCCUUCCAAAUGAAGAACAACACUAAGUGCAGCAAGCCAGGAUGAUAGCACCCCUGUAAAACAUUCAGCUGGAUAGAAGAGGCUGCUAGCUGUUCAGCAAGUGCUGGGACCAGCAUCCAGGUCCUCCUCCUGUUGGCUAUUUUAAAGCUAUGUACUUUUAAGGAAGUUUUUAUUGGCGAGAUGUAACUGUUUCCCGUCAGGGACUUGUAUUCAUUCUAUAGAGCUAUUUAACGGUAAGAAGCUGAGUCGUAACUUAAUGAGAUGGGGCUGCUGUUGUACAGCCAGGCUAGUUUAAAUGUUUAAAGGUUGGAAGUAGCAAUGUGACCAAUAAAAGGGUU
Molecule: messenger RNA, 4339 nt
Organism: Dermochelys coriacea (leatherback sea turtle)
Lineage: Eukaryota; Metazoa; Chordata; Testudines; Dermochelyidae
Gene: TEX11
Product: testis expressed 11
Biological process (GO): synaptonemal complex assembly; male meiosis chromosome segregation; reciprocal meiotic recombination
Cellular component (GO): central element
Molecular function (GO): protein binding
Source: RefSeq, a predicted model, not a curated record